Messenger RNA from Vollenhovia emeryi, 11426 nucleotides. It is a transcript of the gene Ptp10D, whose product is annotated as tyrosine-protein phosphatase 10D. NCBI's taxonomy places the organism in Eukaryota, Metazoa, Arthropoda, Insecta, Hymenoptera, Formicidae. The record is from RefSeq and is a predicted model, not a curated record. The transcript has 20 exons. Gene Ontology annotation, biological process: protein dephosphorylation. Gene Ontology annotation, molecular function: protein binding; protein tyrosine phosphatase activity. Bases 2640 to 7325 code for a protein of 1561 amino acids.
GGUGAGGGGCAGGCGAAGCCGAAGAGCGGCUUGGCCUGGCGUUGCCUCGGUCGUAGCCACGAGUGGAGUGUUGAGAGAGCAACCGAGGUCCCGUUGGCCCUGGUGGUCGGCCCGCACCGGGUGAGGCGUCAUGAAAGCGCGCCAGUCGACCGUGCGCACCUACAGCCGUACGAGAGCGCGCUGAAACGCGCUUCGCUAGCUGCCCUUCCUCGCGCCUCCGUUUUCGGAGCGCGGACACGUUGACACGCGGCGACCGGCGGCAUUGGCGGACCGAGACGUUUCCCCAGUCCGUUGAUCGGGAUCGCGGGAUGACAGAGGCGGCGGACGGACGUCCAGCUGGAUCGGCGGCCGCGCCGAUGAACGAGAUCGCGCGUUUCAGGGAUGUCGCUCUCUUUCUCGAGGACUCGUGAUCGGGGCGGGUGAGGAAGCGCGGUCAGUGGCCUGGUUUUUCAUGAUCGGACACCGCCGGGGGUGGUCGUCUCGGACGAGGGUGACUCUCCUGUGAGACUUUUCAUUCGAACGUCGGUGCUGGUUCGCGGUGUUUUUAUUUUGAAAUCCGGCCUUCGUUCUCCUUUAUGACGCGCGUGCAGCUCCUUCCCCGGUGGCUUAAUGAGGGUCUAGGGAGCGGCAGAGACAAUGGCUCCGGAGUAAUGCUCAGGUGUGUGCUCCUUUGUUAACCAAGACGGAGCGUUUGUAUUCUUAACAACUCCGGAGUCUCUCGUUUCCCAUGCUUUUCGUGGACGAUUCAGGAAUAGCUUCGUAUCGUUAACUGUGAGCGCUUCGCGCGGUGGUUCUUCUCACGCGAUAUCUCGCUGCGUCAACUGCGAUAGAGUGACGGAAGGAAGUCUCCUCGGUAAGUGGACGCGCGAUACCGCGGAACGGUCUAAUUUAUUCUCACCACUAAUCCAGCCUUAGCUCAUAUCCCGUAUCAAGUAUCCGUCGUACAGUUGAACUCGUUUUUCACCAGCGACGUCAGAAGCGAGAGCAGGAUAGAAGAGAUCUACUGGCCAAAUAUGUACAUACAUUCGAGCUUGGUGUGUACAUUUUUUAAUUUCGCAAAGUAACGAUUCCAUCGUCGAGCGGCCCAAUUGAAUCUCAUAUCGCAAUAAAGCUGAAACGCAUAUUGCGGCGACAAGCGCAAGGAAAGAUCGAUCGGACAGACCUUUCUCUGGACAAAGUCACGCGUUUCCGAUCACCGAGCAAUCUCUCGGCUAUUUUCAAUGUUUUGUGAAGCUUGCUUCGUUACCUCAUUGUUGUCACGUUGACCGCGCCGAGGGGUGCAACCCCUGGGUUCGUUAUUCCGCUCCACACUUUGGAGUACUCAAAUCGCGAAGUAACGAAGGGAGGAAACUAAUCCAGUCCCCCCGAUGAGAUCUCACUUUUUGUUCGGCGAACAGACAGAUGCGAUGAGAGAAAUGCAUUUAUAAAGGAAAGGAGCGCUAUAAAGUAGCGGUAAAAAUAGCACAAUGUGUUUUCCUUAUGAGAAAGCGAAGUAAGUUUUAUUACCCUCUGCCGCUGCAUUAAUGUAUUAUGUGAUUUCUUUACGUCACACACACCUGACGAAUAACACGGAGGGAGACAUAGGUGCCUGAUGAGCGAAAGAACCGGUAUUCUAUUUAAGAUCAACAUGAAGAAAGGCAGAACAAAAAGACGCGAUUCGCGCGAGAGAUAAAGUAGAGGCACGCCUAUUAUACUUUCUUUGUUAGCACAGUCGUCUACGUGUAUGCCGGUCGUUGGCACACAUUUUCACGUCGGAUAGACGUCGGAUUUGCGUCAGAAUGCAAAAAGCGGCCGUGAUAAAGCGAUGAAAAUUAUAUUACACGUCUGUAUCAAUUAAGCCUCAGUUUUCUAAAGUAACUUUAUACGCGUCGCGCAGUAUAAUUAAAUUGGACGCAAGAAGCAUCUCGGAGACAUUUGAGAGAAGAACAAAACCGAAUGCGCGAGACCAAAUCGAAUCCGGCGCGAAGGCUGUGCGACUUGUCGAAGCGGAAUUUAAUGGGAAACGAACGCUAAGACACAGGGAAACGAAUCAUUGAAUGUGUCUUUUUCAUUCUGGGAAAUUUACAUAACUCCGGUGCACCUGACACAGCGGAUGCGCCAGGCCCGAGGAGAGGGAGAGCCUGAGAACCGAGAGCGGCGACGUGCGAGGGCCCGCGCAUUAACCGAGUCAUCGUUUCCUGGUAUUUUGGGCUCGUGAUAACGCACAGCUUCAGUCAACCAGAAGGCUCGGCGACACGCGGCUCGCCGACUGAUAUGGCAGCGGCCGACGUUCCUGCCACCGCGGACCCUCGGCACCCCCGCGAUCGUCGCCGUCACUACCUCCGGUACCGGCGUGGCUGUCAAACGACCGAACAGGUGUUACCGCGAGGCGCCCGGAGUGGGACACGCGAUUUCUUGUGAUACCACACGCACGACGCGCGGCGACUCGAAGGAGCGAGUCCUAGUGCCGUCGAUCGAUCGCUGUGACACGCACAUUCCUCGCGCAUUCCUCGUUACUUAACUGGACGCCGAAGGUGUCUUCGUGGGUGUCAUUCCGUGAGGUGUCAGUGAGUGUCUGGGUGAAGGGUGGAACCAAGAGCUGAUCGCUCCAAGAGUCGGGUGGUCUCGGCGGUUUCGUAGAUUUCGUAUACCCCACGAGGAUGACGGGCCGUAAAGUCUUCUGUCCGCAACCGGUGUCCAAGUUCAGCGGCAUCCUCCUGCUGCUGCUGAUUCUUUUGGCCGAGGUCACGUACUCGGCCGAUCUCGCGAUCGAGAUACCAGGCAAUCUGAGCCAGGGUGGUUCCUGGUACCGUUUGGAUUACAGCCCACCCGUCGGCUAUCCACCGCCGAACACCACCAUAGCCGCCACCGACAUCGGUGAUGUCAUAAAGUUCAGGGACGGUCUGCCUGGGACGAGAUACGAGUACUGGCUGUACUACAGCAACAGCACUCUUCACGAUUGGCUGACGUGGACCGCGUCGAUUACAACACCACCCGAUCCUCCGUCAAACUUGACGGUAUCGGUGCGAAAUGGGAAGACUGCGAUCGUAUAUUGGUCGCCUCCGGCCCAGGGGAAUUAUUCCGGUUUCCGGUUACGAACGCAGAGCUUUAGUGAUACCGGAAAUCCGAAGACCACCGUCAUCCCUGUUGACUCGGUGCCCUACACGCUGCGUGAUCUCACGCCUGGUGCCACGUACUCGCUUCAACUCUUCACCGUGUUGGACGCCAAAGAGAGCGUCGCUUAUACCAGCAGGAAUUUUACGACAAAACCGAACACCCCGGGCAAGUUCAUCGUCUGGUUCAGGAACGAGACGACGCUGCUGGUGCUAUGGCAACCGCCUUAUCCGGCCGGAAUAUACACACACUACAAAGUUAGCAUAGAUCCAUCCGACGCGAUAGAAUCCGUUCUCUAUGUGGAGAAGGAAGGCGAGCCACCUGGUCCUGCACAGGCAGCUUUUAAAGGACUUGUCCCAGGUAGAGCGUACAACAUUUCCGUUCAGACCGUUUCCGAGGAUGAAACGUCUGCGCCCACCACGGCCCAGUAUCGUACGGUACCGCUGCGUCCACUCAACGUGACCUUCGACAAAGCCUCCGUGACAUCGACAUCCUUUCGCAUGUUUUGGAACCCUCCCAACGGAACGUCCGAGUUCGACAAGUAUCAAAUAUCGCUCGGUAGUAAUCGGCGGCUUGCGCCGGUCACGCGAAACCGGGACGACGAGAACAGAUGGGAGUUCAAGGACUUGGAGCCCGGCAAAACAUAUCAAGUGGUGGUGAAGACGGUUUCUGGCAAAGUCACCAGUUGGCCGGCCAGUGGAGACGUCACUCUGAAGCCGCUACCCGUUCACGAUCUCAGGGCGGUGAUCGAUGAGAAGACUGGUAUGGUGGAAGUCUCUUGGAGUCCGGAGAAUUCGAGUUCGCAGGAUAGUUACAAGCUACAAUACCACGAGGUGGAGACCACGAUUGGUGGCGAUAGUAACACUUUGACAACUGAUAAAACAAAGGUGACGCUGGAAGCUCUGCUGCCGGGAAGAAAUUAUUCCAUAAUAGUUGAAGCAAUUAGUAAUAAGGUCGAGUCGAACGAAACCGUCCUGUACCAAGCGACACGUCCAGCUAGUCCCGUAAUUGAAGAUCUGAAGCCUAUUGAGAAAGGUUUGAACAUCUCCUGGAAGAGCGACGUCAAUUCUAAACAGGAGAAAUUCGAGGUGACCCACAACAGAAAUGAUACGGGAGAAAGCGCAACCACUCUGACUACGGAAUCACAUAUCGUCUUGGAAGAUCUUUAUCCCGGUGCAGCGUAUGAGGUCAAGGUCUUUGCCAUUAGCCAUGGACUUCGAAGCGAGCCGCACGACUACUUACAAGCUGUCUUGCCUCAUCCGCCGAAGAAUCUCAGUAUCGAAAAAGUCACGAGCAGCACCGUCGUUGUGCAUUGGGAAGCGCCGACGGACUCGAUAUUUACCGAAUAUUCCAUCAGAUAUCGUACGGAGGAUGAUCCCAGGUGGGUCAAACUGCCCAGCGUUCGCGACACGGAGGCGGAAGUGGCGGACAUGACGCCCGGCGAGAGGUACACCAUACAAGUGAACACCGUCAGUUACGGUGUCGAAAGUUUGUAUCCGUUGCAAGUGAAUCACACAGUCCGGCCUAACCCAGUUCUAAAUGUCACCCCUAUUAUCGAUUCUACCAAUGUAACUCUCGAAUGGCCACGGCCUGAGGGCCGUAUCGAGACCUACGUGAUAAGAUGGUGGCCGGUGGACAACCCAGAGGAUUCCAGGACGAAGAACGUCAGCGAGACCAACGACGUGCCCGAUAUCAGUUUCGAAGAGAACGCCGUGCAAACCGAGAAGAUCCUGGUGAGCGACCUGAUGCCUGGAGUACAGUACUUCUUCGUCGUCUACACGAUCUCGUAUGAUCUAGUCAGCGACAUCAGCAAUUUAACCACAAGAACGAUGCCACUGAUCCAGUCCGAAGUCGUCGUAGUGGUCGAUCGGGACCAGCCAGGAUCGUUGACGUUAAGAUACACGCCGACGCCGAUUCAGUCUUCGAGGUUCAAUCUCUACCGGUUCAGGAUUAGCGAUGACAAUAACACCACGAAGGAGCGUAUGGUGGAUGACGUUGACACCAAGGUCUCAUUUGUUGGAUUAACACCUGGCAAACUGUACAACGUGACUGUUUGGACAGUAAGCGAUAAUGUGGAGAGCAGACCUCUCCUCCGGCAAGACCGACUCUAUCCUGAACCGAUCACUGCGAUCCAGGCGAUUGACAUAAACGAUACGAGGAUCACCUUGACCUGGGACAUCCCGCACGGAGAGUAUGAUACGUUUGAAGUACAGUAUAUAAAUACGGAAGGGAACUACAUCCAAAAUAUAACCUCGGUCAACGUGAUCACCAUCUUUGACCUCAAGCCGCACAGAAAUUACACGUUCACAUUGGUUGUACGCUCGGGCACCGAAUCCUCUUCGUUGAGGGUCUCGAAUCCGCUCAGCGCCAGCUUCACCACCAGCGAGUCGUAUCCGGGAAAGGUGGAGAAGUUUCACCCUAUCGACAUUCAACCGAGCGACAUCAGCUUCUUGUGGUCUCUGCCGAGCCAGGAGCAAAAUGGCAUCAUUAGGAAGUUUACCAUCACGUAUGGUUUAGAAGGUUCGACCCACACCCAGAUGCAGGACUUCAGGCCGAACGAGUUUCGUGGUGUUAUCAAGUCCCUCGUACCUGGCAAGACCUAUAUCUUCCGGAUACAAGCGGAGACAAAGAUCGGCUUUGGUCCCGAGGCGAUCUGGAAGCAGAAGAUGCCAAUAUUAGCGCCACCGAAGCCAUCCACGCAGGUGGUGCCGACCGAAGUCUGUAGAAGCAGCACGACAAUCCAAAUCAGGUUCAGGAAAAACUACUUCAGCGAGCAGAACGGUGCGGUCACGUCGUACAGCGUCAUUGUUGCCGAAGACGACAGCAAGAACGCUUCUGGGCUGGAGAUGCCUAGUUGGAGAGACGUCCAGGCCUACAGCAUUUGGCCACCGUAUCAGGUAAUGGAACCAUACUACCCCUUCAAAAAUGGAUCUGUGGAGGACUUUACGAUCGGCUCCGAGAACUGCGACAACAAAAUUGGCUACUGUAAUGGACCAUUAAAAUCAGGAUCUACUUAUCGAGUGAAAGUGCGCGCGUUUACGGCACCGGACAAAUUUACGGACACCAGCUACAGCUUCCCCAUUCAAACAGGAUUGCUGCUGGCAGAUAAGGACAACACGGCCAUCAUAGUCGGUGUCACCGUUGCCAUAGCGUUGCUGCUAUUUCUAUUGGGCAUCGGGCUGUUUAUGCGAAGGAGAAGAAGCCAGGGUCGCAAGACAACAGAAACCAGGGCAACCGAUAAUCUAUCAUUGCCGGAUAGCGUCAUUGAGACCAGCCGGCCCAUCAAAGUUGAAGAUUUUGCCGAGCACUAUCGCACUAUGUCGGCGGAUUCCGACUUCCGGUUCUCGGAGGAGUUUGAAGAAUUGAAGCACGUCGGAAGAGAUCAACCGUGCACCGCGGCUGAUUUGCCCUGUAACAGGCCGAAGAAUCGCUUCACAAAUAUUCUCCCCUACGAUCACAGUAGAUUCAAGCUUCAACCUGUCGAUGACGAGGAGGGCUCCGAUUACAUCAACGCCAAUUACGUUCCGGGUCACAAUUCGCCACGGGAGUUUAUCGUGACUCAAGGGCCAUUGCAUUCGACUCGCGACGACUUCUGGCGAAUGGUGUGGGAGAGCAACAGCAGGGCGAUUGUAAUGCUGACGAGAUGCAUCGAGAAGGGCAGGGAAAAGUGCGAUCAUUACUGGCCGAUGGACACCUUACCGGUUUAUUACGGAGACAUCUGCGUCACGAUACUCAACGAGACGCAUUAUCCGGAUUGGAGUAUCACGGAAUUCAUGUUGUGCAGAGGUGAUGUGAAGAGAGUGAUACAACACUUCCACUUCACUACCUGGCCAGAUUUCGGUGUUCCCAGUCCACCGCAAACUUUGGCGAGGUUCGUGCGAGCGUUUAGGGAACGAGUCAGGCCGGAUCAGCGGCCCAUAGUCGUUCAUUGUAGCGCCGGCGUAGGUCGUAGUGGCACCUUCAUCACUUUAGACAGAAUACUGCAGCAAAUUCUCGUAUCGAAGUACGUCGAUAUCUUCGGGAUCGUCUGGGCGAUGAGGAAAGAGCGGGUCUGGAUGGUCCAGACGGAGCAGCAGUAUAUCUGCAUCCAUCAAUGUCUCUUGGCCGUUCUGGAGGGACAGGAUACUACUGGGCCACCGCGAGAGAUUCAUGACAAUCAGGGAUUCGAAGGCAAGAAUCGAAGCUCGGUCGAAAGCACUAAGAGUCCUGCCGAGGCUGAGAAGGAGAGGUGACCUUCGAACAGCGACUCCUGCAUCGAGGAUGAUGAAGGAAUAGCCGAGUCAGGGAUGUGAUGGUUCGAUUGCUGGUUAGGCGCAAUGAUCGAUGGCGACAAGAGCGAAUCUCGUUAUCCAAAGGUGCUUGAAUCCCCAGGAUUCUUCAAGUUUCCUUGGAAGAGAAAAAUGUAACAGCAGAGAGAUAAACAGUCCAAAUUAGGUAAAGGCUACACAACGAGCAGCACAACAGUUAUCAUUUGGACCACCAAUUAAGUCUCGCGUGCAAUAGGAUAAUCGACGGAAGAAAUCUCCUGGGAGAACCGUUUUGACGUCAAGCAUCGAGUGGGCGCGUGAUUUUAUUUUUCUCUGUCAGCUACAUAUCGAAGUUAAGCGUGUUCAAUCCGUGAUACGCGUAGGGUGUUUUCACGGACUAAGAUAAUUAUGUGAGGAAAGUGUGAGGAGGAUGCCGUAAAGAGCAAUAGAGGGGGACACGAGAAAACGGUGUCAAAUCGUCGAAUAUGCUGCCAAGUGUGGGAUUACGAAUCAAAUGCAUGCGUGAUAUUUUAUGCGCGUUGUGCAACGGCCGGAGAGAUUACGUCUUUAUUAAUAUAUAACUCAUGUAUACAUAUCUAUACAUAUAAGUAGGAAGCUGACAAGGCGCGCGAUGGUGAUAGAUCGUGGGUCGUAUAGUGUAACGAGUGCAGAGAGGUGCAUAUUCCACUGGUUGUGUCACGAUGGGGCCUCGGACCACAUCGCAUCCGCAAUGAGUCUAUCGAACGUCUUUGUUAAGUCGCGAUAUGUAAGACAGAUAGCAUUUUAGAUCGAUGGGAUCGUGCAGACAUUGCGAACUAGCGUCUUGGUUCCACUUCCGAUGCAAACAUUCUUCUGAGAUUACCACCAACAACACUUUGUUCAUAUUUCGCGUUCUACUCGCACGGGCGCGUAAAAGAUUAUCCUACGUUGUCUUAUUAUCUUUUCCAGAAUUAACGUAGUGCGGUCGGAUGAAACUUAAAAAUAGCGAUCCGUUGCAAAAGCGAAGGCGCAGAGCACUCGACGAUCACGCUGAUUGAGUUAUCGUACGGAAUGGCGAACCGUCCGUCCAAGAGCCAUACGAGAGACGCAUAUUAGACAAUGAUUUAAUAAGUAAUAAUGUUAAUGUUAAAGCGAAUUAACUAGGGGAUGGGGGGGAAUUCGGAAGGACGAGCGGGUGUGGGUGUGCGGAGCUUUUGAUCGAUCCUUCUUUCUGAGAUGAGCGAAACGAUAUCAGUGGGAACAAGAAACUCGCAUUUUCGUAGAAGCCAUAUCAUUCUUUGGAAGGAGUCAGAGUAUGUGUGUAUGCGUACGUAUGCGUGUAGAUGUGUGCGCGCGAGUAUGUAAGAUGAAUAAUCGAUGGAUAGUCCAAGUUUACGCAUUAUCCCCUCUUAUCAUCGCGAAUCGUGAUCGCUGUUGCAAAGCAAUAGAACUUCGUAAAUAUAGAUAACCGUCAUAUCGCGAUAAUCCCUAGGUCCAGAUAGCUGCAGAUAGAUAGGCCUUAAUUUUACAAUUCGUCGUUGACCUCCAACGGUGACCAUUCGCAGGACAUACGGAAGAAACGAAUAAUCAUUUCCAGUAUUUAGUAUCGCAUUUGCGGCGAUAUGCAAAUACGUAUGUACUUAAUUUUGCGUUCUCGCUGAGAGCGCGGCGAAAAACGUAGCUGAUUGCACGAUGUAGAUAAAAUUGUUAGCUUCACAAUCAGGGUCAGUUGGAAUUUCCUCCGUCAGAGAUUCUUCAAAAGGUUAAAUUUAAAGAAAAAAAGAAACCCGGAGAAAGAAUUUUGUGUUCAUCGAUGCUGUAUUUUUGGACGAGCAUUUUUACGCCGGUCACAUCGUGAACCGCCGAUUUAUAAACGAUUGCAGGGACUGUUGAAAAUUGCAUUUUGCAGUGAGCGCUACCCAGGAUUUAUAUUAAUCCGCUAUUCGCUUAUCAACGUCAAUGACAUGUGUGUAAUAAUGAAAUAAAUUGGAAGAGUCAAUAUAAGAUAAUUGUAUAUUCUGAAUGGAGCUUUUUUCAAAAGCGCGCUACUUUUAAUAUUUCGGAAUUUAGGACGGAUUAAUAAAAAUUCUGUGUGAUUCAUCGAAAUUAUCUGUAUAUGUGAUAAUCUUAUAUAUGUAUAACUGUACGUAUGCACGUUGAUAGUAAUUGUGCUGUUGAAUUGUGCUGCCGCAGUGCGCUAUCGAUGUCAGUUUAUUCGCGAGAGAUACGGAAAACGUAUUAGAGAAAGACGCGAGGAGAGAGCGAUAUCGGACUCUAGCAAUUCCACUAACUACAAUCCCUGUCGCUUAUAACGUUUGCUUAUCUGAAAACUUUAGAGCGAGAAUGAGCGCGCAUUGAAAUGCUAUUGUUGAAAUUCCACGGUCGAUCCUACUUAAUACUCAACCACGAGUUUUCUAGAGAGACAAUUGUUUAAUUAUAUUUUUUUCUGCGAUAUAGAUAUUAUCAACGUUUCGUUCCGCGGGAUAAAAAUUUAUAUAUCGACAUCUGUGCAGCUCUUCAUUCUUUUAUGUUUACUUUAAGAUCUGACCUACUUGACAGAAGGUUGUAUUUUACUUGUAACUAUAACAUAAUGUUGACGUUAUUGAAUAUGUAAAGUAUGAACGCGAUUUCGUAUCUUGUACAUUUCCUCAACGCUAUGAGAUAGCGUACUUGCAAUUCCUAGUUAAAUAGAUGAUUAUUUAUAAUUAGAUCUUUGUAUUAAUAACUGAGCUCAAAUACUUUCUAUUUUGUUAUCGUUAUCAAUUAUACUCUUUUAAAUUAUAGCUUACGAUUUAAAAACUACUAUAUAACUUUAAAUUAGAAUCUGUAUAAUUAUCUACAACUAACGUCAUAAAUUUCUCAUAAAAAUUAUAAUUAUAGUAGAGGAUUAUUUGCAAUAACGUCACCAAUAUUAAACAUCAUCUUUCGUUUCAUUAACCGAUCUAAAAUUUUUCGCGAUACGUGUGUACUCGGACAUUAAUUGCGUAGAAUAAGAAAGCAAUGUGUCUCUUUUGAAAAAUGAAAACGGAUUAUUAGCUGUAAACAAGAAAUAACAUUAUAUCUCACAUUUAAGCAAGCAGACAAAUUUGCACACGUGAAUAACUUGCAAAGUAUCCAGCAAUUUUGUGCAAUCGCUGUACUCUCACAAUUAAAGUAUCAUAGGAUUUGUUAGGUUUUAAUUUAGAAACGAACUUAAGGACGGGAAUAAUAGAUAAGCAUUGAAUUCUAAUCCUUGAAGUUUACAGAUAGUUUAGCGCUUGGACUAUUUUGCAUUAUUUUAUUCUGUGAUAAAUCAUGAUCGUUGAUCAAGGAUGAAGAACAAAAGAUCGGUCAGGCACAAAUGCGGUAGGUCUUCCCAAACGAAGUAAUAGUGAAUGAAUCGUUUUUUACCGCCCGCGUUAAUACGUGCCAAUCGUUGCUGUUGAAUCAUUAACGUCGAAAUCCGAAACUUGCGGAACGAGAUGUUAAUGUGCCGCGUGCCGAAGCGUCUGCAGGGCGUCACUGUAUAUAAUUUUAUAUUAAGAUCGAGUUUUUUUUUAUGCCGGAUUUAUCCGUCGUCCUCAGAAGCGAAUCUCUGCGAAGAGCGAGGGAAAUUUGUUCAGGAUGUAUCGCCGGAUACUCUUUUUUUUCGACCGAGAUAUCUGACGGCGAAGUCGCGCGACUGCGCCGUCAUGACGACUCGAGAUUGCAGGGCGAUACGGAAUCCGCAGCGAGCACUUGGUGCGAGCAAAGAAACGACGGGAAAUCGCUUCCGAAAUUUCGCUGCGAUUUUUCACAUGGGAGUCGACAAGUUUACACACGCGCAUACUCCGCGUAGGUCUAUAAUCUCUUUUGUAAAUACAUUUUGUAUCGGUUGCGAGGACGGUCCGUUGCGCGAGGGCGGAACUUCACGAAUAAAGAAUCUCAUACCCUAUCUCUCGCAACGACACGGCUUGCAAACUCAUACAGUUAUUUCUGUCACGUAACAUCGUAAUACAUAUUAGUAUGUAUCUGAGAAUUUGUACAACACGUGCGAAGCACGGAGGGGCACAGGUCUGUCCCGCAAUAUCACAUUAUACAAGCAUACGGAAAAGAAGGGACACGCUUGCAUAAUAAACGUGGGCUCUU